Tarenaya hassleriana is the source of this 635-nucleotide messenger RNA. RefSeq lists its product as uncharacterized. The coding region runs from base 55 to 423 and encodes 122 amino acids. The record is from RefSeq and is a predicted model, not a curated record. Lineage: Eukaryota; Viridiplantae; Streptophyta; Magnoliopsida; Brassicales; Cleomaceae. Gene Ontology annotation, biological process: cell fate determination. The transcript is spliced from 2 exons.
UACUACAUAUCCUAAAUUCUAAGCUUAUCAUCAGCAGCUCUUCAGCAUUCAGCAAUGGCUAACGCCUGCAAGCUCCUCGCCCUUGUUCUCUUCUUCGCCCUUGUUGCCAAAGGAUACGGGCAAUGCUCGGUGGAUAACCUAAGCCUGGGGCAGGCGAAGACGGGGCAGACGGUGAACGGCAAACCCGAGUGGAAAGUGAGUGUGAAGAAUCCAUGCCCAUGCACCGUUAUGAACUUGAAGUUGUCUUGUGUCGGGUUUCAGUCUGCGUCUUCCAUAGACAGCUCUGUUAUGUCCAAAUCAGGCGAUGAAUGUCUACUCAACGGCGGCUCCCCUCUUGCCCCUAUGUCUGUGUUCUCUUUCAACUACGCUUGGGACUCCAGCUUCGAUCUCACGAUCCUCUCUGGUCAACCCCAUUGUUCUUAGAUUUUUACUUUAUACUCUUAUAUAUAUAUAUAUAUAAGUAUCUUUUUCAUCUUCUUGUUAGAAAAAAAAAACAUGAGAUUUUGAUUUGCAAAAUCGUAAUAAGAGAGAGAGCGAGCGGUUUAUGAUAUGUCAUUAGGGUUUUAACGGCUUGAGUUGUUACAAUUUAUUUGAAUAAACCCUUGUCGAUAAUCAAAAUUACCCUAUUCUCAUGC